AUGGUUCGCCCGGACAAGCGCCGCCGCCGGGUCACGGCGGCCGCUACCAUCCCGGACGACCUACUGAUUUCCGAGGUACUGGUCCGCCUCCCCGCAAAGUCCCUAGGGCGCUGCAGGUGCGUGUGCCGCUCCUGGCGCUCCAGCAUCGCCGGCGCCACCUUCGUCCGCCGCCACCUCGAGCUGUCCCACGCGGCGCCUCGCUCCGUGCUCGCCAUCCCUCGCAGGAUCAAUCGUUUCGACGACCACGCCACGUCCUCGGAGAUCAGCUUCCACCGCCUCCCGCUACCACCGCCAGGACAUGCUCCGGGCAUCCUCCACUCGGAGCUCCUCCUCGAGAAGGUGUGGCCCGAGGGCAUCACGUGCCUCAUCCUCCCGGCGCACUGCGACGGCCUGGUCGCCAUCGCCACGGUCACGGACAGGGUCUUCGUGUGCAACCCGGCCACGACAGAGUUCCUCGCGCUGCCGGUCGGCAGCCACAACGCCGAGCUGGAUCACUGUGACUACCUGGUACCGAGGGUGGCCCUCGGCUUCGACCAGUGGCGCAACCGCUACGUCGUCGCCAGGUACUUCUACCGGAUAUACGGCGAGCCGUUCGUCGACGAGGUCACCGGCGAGUACCACGGCGCCCCGGACCACGACGUCGGCCACGAGGUGUUCACGCUCGGCGGCGACUCCUGGGAGCUCACGCAGGACCCGCCGCACCCCGUCGGAGUUCAUCAGCCGACAUGCACGCGGCGGGCCUUCUACUGGCACGCCGACGAGCCGCAGCCCCGGCUGAUGCGGUUCAGCCUGCAGCACAGGGCAUUCGACGUGGUGCGCCGCCCUCCGACCGGCUGGAACCCCGACGUCGACGACAUGGCGGGCCUGGACGACGGAAAGCGGCUGUGCUACGUCCACGCCGAGGCGGAGGCGUCGUUCCAGGUCUGGAUGGCGGACGACGACGAGGGGCCUGAGCUGCAAUGGUCGCUGCGGUGGCGCAUAGAUCUCCGCGACCCGGUACCCUCUCUCAACUACAGCUUAAUGCCGGUUAUCGCCGACGGGGACACGCUGGUGGCCGUCGCCGGCGGCACGAUGUGGAGGUACGACGUGCAGAACGAAGGUGAGGAGGAAGUGGUGGUGGAGCUGCACAACGUGCGGUACGGGCGGCAGGACGGGUCCGUGUAUUAUUAUAAGGGCCCACCAUCGUUCGAACACUAUAUUGUGCCUUACGUCGAGAGUUUGGUCUCGCCUAGAGCAUGUAAUGUAUAA
Molecule: messenger RNA, 1248 nt
Organism: Setaria italica (foxtail millet)
Lineage: Eukaryota; Viridiplantae; Streptophyta; Magnoliopsida; Poales; Poaceae
Product: putative F-box protein At2g02030
Exons: 1
Coding region: 1-1248 (415 amino acids)
Molecular function (GO): protein binding
Source: RefSeq, a predicted model, not a curated record